CGGCGGCGCCACUGGACACGGUUGUGUUCGACUACGCCCGACGCCGGGUCCUCCGGAAUUACAAGUCAAUUGUGUUUCUAAAAAGAACCCCUUCCCAUUAUUGUCAAUUCCUGCCUUCCAAUCGCAAUCGAAUAUUUUCGAAUUGCUGGUUUUCGAAUUCGCUUGUUCUUCGACAUAGACUUACCAUCAAAUACUAAUUUUAAAUUAUUUAUUGGAACUCUGAAAAAAACUUUUUUUUCAUAGACCUUUUAAUUGGAACUAUCGUGAUUGUAGUGUGCGAAUGUGCGGAUAGGGCAGAGGCGCCAAACUUUUGCCGCGCCGUACCGUUGCUGUAAGUUACGUAACUGUUCCGGGCAAAAUCGAUAUCCUGGGCGUAUAAAUAGCGGCUUUACGAUUGAGAACAGCUGGCCGGUAGCCAGCCACCAUGCAGACCACGAGGAUGCGGCGCCCCCGGCGUCACCGCUGGCUGACAGUGUCGGUGUUCUUCAUAGCGUACUCCGUGCUGCAGGCUGUGUUCACGGCGUCGACAGCGUCGGAGCCUGCCGUUGACAUCAAUUUGCCAGAAGAAGUCAACUCGCCAGUCCCAGCAGACACUAAAGAUGAAAUCGAGAAAGAUGCAACGAGAGAAAGAAACGGUGCAACUCCCACAGAACCUACAGAGAAAAGUCCAGACGAGGCAGUAGAAAGAACGACGGAGACGGAAGAUAUCGAAGAGGAGGAAGAUGGGAAGAAGACUAUGAAGGACGCCGGCUACAAAGAAGUAACUUAUAGGAACAUAGAUAUCUUCAGAAAUUAUUAUGAAGAUAAAGCAAUGGAAGAAUUGAGGAAGAACGAGGCCAUCGAAGCUAACAAACCUUUCCUGGCAACCGUCCACCCCCUCAGGGAAGACUGUACACCACCAGCCAUCGAACAAUUUCCGAGGCCGCUGAUGGGGCAGACAGCGCGCAAGCACGGUGGCCUGAUCAUCCACGUGCUGGUAGCUGUGUUCACGUUCAUCGGGCUGGCCAUUGUCUGCGACGAGUACUUCGUGUCCAGCCUCGACAGAAUCUGUGAAGAACUGCAGCUGGCUCCAGACGUGGCUGGCGCAACGUUCAUGGCGGCCGGCAGCUCCGCCCCCGAGCUGGCCACCGUCAUCAUUGGCGUCUUCUGUGCACAGGAUGAUAUCGGUGUGUCUGGUGUUAUCGGGUCGGCGGUGUUCAACAUAAUGUUCGUGAUCAGCGUGUGCGCGCUGUGCGCUGGCACUGUGUCGCACCUCAACUGGUGGCCUCUGUGCCGCGACUGCUUCUUCUACGCAGUCUCUAUACUGAUCAUGCUCUGCACCAUCUCCAAUGGAUUUGUGUCAUGGCCAGAAGCACUGUUCAUGCUGAUAAUGUACGGUGUUUACUGCGUGGCGCUGCGGUUUAAUAACACACUGGAGCGGUGGGCAAUGAAGCUGCGACUGCCCUUCAAGCUGCCCACCAGGGAGGAGCAGGCCGCGCUCGUCACCUACAAGAGUGCCGGAGGUGCCCCCCCUGCCACUGCGCCCGGAGUGGAGGGCCAGUACACUCAAAUGGAAGGCCAGACUAAGGAGACACCGAUGCAAAAUGCUCCGUACAAUCCUGACGGGGCGUACGACAAUGCGGCUUACAACGCAGAGCAAGCAACAGUACCGGUGUGGGACCCGGCCCACGCGUGGGACCCUGAUGCCGCCUGGUCCGAUAAUCCGCAGUCACAACAGCCGCAAGUUGCUCCCGCCACUGCUCCUUCGUGGCAAGACAAUCAGGGUUGGGGCGCACAAUCGCAAACCUCUACGGAACAGAAGGCGGCGCAGACCCCGACGCAACAGAAACCACAACCACAACAACCCGCACAACCAGCCGCGCCUGCUUACUACAAGGCCAAAGAGUAUAAUCCGGAGACUGCCGUGAACCCUCUCGUAAAACCUGAAGGAGCCAACACGCUGCAGCUGGCGUGGUGGUACGUGUCGUUCCCCAUUCACUGGUCAUGCCGCCACACGAUGCCCGACUGCCGCGGCCGCUGGUACCCCGUCACCUUCAUUGUGUCAAUGCUGUGGAUCUCCUUCUACUCCUACUUCAUGGUGUGGAUGAUCACCAUCAUAGGCUACACGCUGGGCAUCCCUGACACGGUGAUGGGGCUGACAUUCGUAGCAGCCGGUGUGUCUGUACCAGACGCUCUGUCCUCACUCGCCGUCAUCAAGGAGGGGUACGGAGACAUGGCGGUGUCCAACGCGGUGGGCUCCAACGUAUUCGACAUCCUGGUGUGCCUGGGGCUGCCUUGGUUCAUACAGACCGCCAUCAUCCACCCCGGCAGCCACGUCAACGUCAUCAGCAAAGGCCUAUGGUACUCCACCCUAUCGUUGUUCUCAACGGUCGUAUUCCUGGUGGUGGCGACGCACGCCAACGGCUGGAAGCUCGACCGCAAGUACGGCGCCGUGCUGAUGGUAUGGUACGUGCUCUUCAUCACCUUCGCCAGCCUCUACGAGCUCAACGUGUUCGGCUACUUCCACAACCCGGACUGCGUGUCCAAAUAUUAAACGAUAACUUUAUUAUUAGAUAGGUUUUUAUAUCGUUGUAGGUUCUAUAUGAGAUACAUAUAGAAUAUGAUAUAAGAACCUUAAUUAACAUAUUGUACAAGACGUACGUAAAACCUUAAAAGAGAUGUUACCUGAACCGUAAGCACAUGAGUAUAUAAGGCACAGUGAGGCAAAGCUUCAUGCAGUACGCAUGUAAGGUGUGUCAGCACUAGCGGCCUAUCGCCGCCAAUUGAUACAGUGCGACCAAGAUCUUAUGGAACUUAGAUGGCAUUGACAGGAGGGCGCUGCUGGUAAACAAGUGGUGAAAGGAAGAUUAAAUAGUACGUAAAAUCUCCUCACUAAAGGUAACAUUAUAAUUGAGGAGCUGGCAAACAAAACGGUAUUAUGGUAUGGUAAAACUAAUUUCUUUUUACAGUCCGGAGGUUUUGGCCAGCUAAAUUUGAAUUUCAAAUCAUUUUUAAUCAAAACCGCCUAAAACAGUGUUAAAAUUACUAAACUUAUAAAAAAACCAUGCCAAAAGCUCACUG
This is a messenger RNA of Chilo suppressalis (striped riceborer), 3060 nucleotides long. NCBI's taxonomy places the organism in Eukaryota, Metazoa, Arthropoda, Insecta, Lepidoptera, Crambidae. The record is from the annotation of a GenBank genome assembly.